UCAGAUCCGAUUAUUGUCGUCUGGGAAACUACUUCCGGUUUGGUUUUGUUGUAAUUCGCAAAUAUGGCAGGAUUUACCAACAGCUCAUGUUGGAGCACUCCAGAGGUUUAUAAACAUCAUGAGCAGCAAAAGAUUUGCCCCUCACGACCGAAGUAUAGAGAAGGGAGAAGACUUAAAGCAGUUAAGGUGUACACCAUCAACUUGGAGUCUCGUUACCUGAUGUUGCAAGGAGUCCCAGCCAUCGGGGUGAUGACAGAACUGAUCGAGCUCUCUGCGCUGUACGGGGUUGUGGAGGAGUACAGGGUGCUGGAUGAGUACCCUGCAGAGCAAUUCACAGAGGUCUACCUCAUCAAGUUCCAGAAACUCACCAGUGCAAGGGCGGCCAAACGGCACAUGGAUGAGAAGAGUUUCUUUGGAGGUUUACUACAUGUGUGCUAUGCCCCAGAGUAUGAGACGGUGGAGGACACCAGACUAAAGCUGCAAGACAGGAGACGAUAUGUGAACAGGACAACUCAAAAUAAAAGUACAGCAAAGGAACAGGACCACGGGGAGGAAGAGGGCAAAAAGCCCAUGUCUUCAGAUGCAGUUGCUACCACAGCCAGGACUUCCUCGGGUGAUGAUCAGAGAUCCAGUGAUACCAGCAAUAAGGGAGAGACUUCGAGUACCAGCCAAGGCCAUUAUUUAGGAUUUCCUUUAUUGCCUUUACCCCCACAGGAGUUUCUUCCUUACAGACAUGCCCCAUCUUAUGAUCGGUUGUAUAGUUAUCAGGCAAACCAAUGCAGGACUAUUCCAACAGAGGACAAAAUGGGGUCAUUGCAUAAUGCCAUAAAUACUAAACAGCAGCUGGCACCCAACAUAAGCAGCGUUCCCUCCUCUUCUGGGGGAGACAGAGGAAUAGUGAAAAGACUGAGUAAGAAUCCACCCCCUGCAGCACCCCCAAGAUUCGUACCGAGGACCACACAUUUGGAGAACAGAAAACGGAAAAUAGUAGAAACUAAUAAAGACUCACUUUUUGGCUUUGUGGACAAAAAUGAAAUCCUCAUUGGACCAAAACUACCAGACCGGCCUAAGAUGGAUAUGGCGGACGAGUCAUUGAACAUAACAGCCAACAUGAUCAGAAAUACAUUGAAAAAGGUUGCAUCAGUUCCUGAAGUCAAGCCAACAGAGAAGAAGACAAAGUCAGCAAAGCCUCGGAGGAGAAUCUAACAGACCUGUCCUGAAAGACUGCUUCUCACAGGGAAUGAGGUGGACAUUAGCAAGUUCUUACAUUUCCACCAUUCAAACGGAACUUCAUAUUUUCUCAACAUGUUUUAUUUAUACAUUUCCCAUCAGUGUAUGAGCAGAUUUUUGUUUAUAAAAAAUAAAAAAUGGUGUUAUGAAUAACUUA
Messenger RNA from Salvelinus fontinalis (brook trout), 1387 nucleotides. RefSeq names its product RNA binding motif protein 48 (gene rbm48). The record is from RefSeq and is a predicted model, not a curated record. NCBI's taxonomy places the organism in Eukaryota, Metazoa, Chordata, Actinopteri, Salmoniformes, Salmonidae. Gene Ontology annotation, cellular component: nucleoplasm. Bases 64 to 1206 code for a protein of 380 amino acids. Gene Ontology annotation, molecular function: nucleic acid binding. The transcript is spliced from 5 exons.